GUAUAAUUGAAGUCAUGGUUAGACAUUUAUCGAAAAAUGUUAUUAAGUGAGACAUAAUUUUAUGUCGUUACAAAAAUGAAACCUGUAAAUUGUGUAAAAGUUAUAUUUAUUUGUUUGUACCUGUUCAGCGAAGAAGCAACUGCAAGUCGUUUAAAUAUUGUAAGUGUAUACGAAGAAGCAAUAUGCAAUAUUAAAACAUCAUGCCUAGAGUGUCUGCGACUAUCCCAAUGUUCCUGGUAUUCAACGGAACGCAAAUGUUUUUCAGAAAAAUUGCUAAAAUCUGAAAAAUAUUCUGAGAAAGAGAUAAUUCGUUACCCAAACUACGAAAUGAGUUCAGAAGACAAUGCAAUAUGCGCGUGCACUGGUGGUAAAUUGGAAAGAAAUUGCCGUCAACCAGAUGCAUCAUCAACAACGCCAGAGUGUUCAGGCCGUGGGUCUUGUAUAUGUGGAAGAUGUUUUUGUGAUCCUAAUCCUGAUCCUGCACACCCGAGCAAAGUAAUAAUGGGAGAAUACUGUGAAUAUGACAAUUUCUCAUGUGACGAUCCUAAAUGUAAUGAAGGCCCUUAUUCAAUUUACGAGAUGCUGGCAAAUGAACAAGCAAGAUUUUUGGAAAUUGAGAAGCAAUAGUUACGAU
This is a messenger RNA of Melitaea cinxia (Glanville fritillary), 634 nucleotides long. RefSeq lists its product as uncharacterized. Bases 76 to 627 code for a protein of 183 amino acids. The transcript is spliced from 3 exons. Lineage: Eukaryota; Metazoa; Arthropoda; Insecta; Lepidoptera; Nymphalidae. The record is from RefSeq and is a predicted model, not a curated record.